This is a messenger RNA of Yamadazyma tenuis ATCC 10573, 1467 nucleotides long. NCBI's taxonomy places the organism in Eukaryota, Fungi, Ascomycota, Pichiomycetes, Serinales, Debaryomycetaceae. The record is from RefSeq and is a predicted model, not a curated record.
AUGCUUUUUGGAACCCAGCGUAUAAGUGUUGCGAUACCUUCCCACUAUAAACCUUCGGAACCGGUUAAACACCUUCCAUUCUCAGACUUGUGCCGAAUUUGGUUCAACUCUUUCAAACCCAACAGGCUCAAAACUUUACAAGAUGAAUUGGUGGAGUUGGUGUACAGUGCCGAGCACCGCAAGAACCUCAAUGUGACUGUUAGCAACAAGAAAGUGCCCGUGGAUGAUAAGGGGAAUUUUAUCAAUGAAGUGUGCUUUGAGGUGAUUAAUGAUAGCCAAAAGCCCACCAAACAUAUUGUGUUUGUCCACGGAUAUGGGGCUUCUUUAGGAUGUUUUGCCCGAAACUUCCAGCUCAUUGACAAGUUUGUGGACAUGAAUCACAAUUACAAGGUCCAUUUUUUGGAUAAUCUUUCGUUUGGGCUCUCUUCCAAUCCCAAGAUCCAAUCGAGCUCAACUUCUAUAAAUGGCUGGCCAAUCGAAAGAUGCCCUCCCGUGAAAUUAGAUGACCCAGAGCCCACAGACCGCCAGAAACUAUACAACAAGUACUACAAGUUGGUGAAAUCUUUUUCGGUUGAAGAAGACAAAUUCAGAGAGUACCAACAGAAGUUCACUCCAAUCUUGCAAGAAAUCGAAAACUAUUACCUUGAAGGUAUCGACGGAUGGAGACAAAGUUCAGGAAUUGAAAAGAUCGAUUAUCUUGUGGGGCACUCCUACGGAGGUUACUGGUCUGCUUCAUAUGGUGUAAGAUAUCCCAAUCACCUCAGAAACUUGAUUCUAUUGUCUCCAGUUGGGGUAGAAAGGCAUAUUCACUCCAUUAAGCACCCUCUUAAGUUCGAAGAUCCGAACAAGAUACAGCCCACCCUAGACCCGACAGACCACAAUUUUCUUAGUCGGAUCCCGAUUCUUCCACGCAAAACCGUGAGGCAUUGGUAUGAUUUGCAGCCAUAUUUACCCAGACUUUUAAAGUUGAUGGGCCCUUGGGGAGUGGCCAAAUACUACGAAAUGUGGUAUUCAAAGCUAUUCAAAAUCAACAAGCUCAUUACCAAGCUUGGAGGACCUGAGAAAGUGUUCAAAAGUCAAAUUGACUUACAUUAUGGAAGCAAUAGAGAAUGCCAUUUAAUCAUCGAGUAUUUGUACAACUCCAUUACCAAUGGCACCGUUUCAGACAUCUACAUCAAGUAUCUCCUCACCCCUAGUACCGUUAGCAAGCACCCAAUUUUCGACAAGUUUAAUGAGUUUCUCAAGAAUAACCAAUGGGAUGACAAGUUUGAGGUACACUUUCUCUAUGGGCAAUACGACUUCAUGAACUCCGAAGCUGGCUCCAAGCUUGUGGAAUUGGUCAAUAAGCAGACCCAAACACAAACCGCCGAGUUUCAUACUGUUGGAGAAGGAGGUCACAAUCUCUACAUUGAUAAUCCGUUCGAAACCAACAGUCUAAUUCACGAUAUUGUUAAACGGCAGGACUAA